AUGAUGCUGAAAUCUUGUCCAGCGUUGGUCAUAAAGAUUGAAGAGGUGAAUCCUCCACACACCAACCCAAAUCUAUCUGUGAAUGAGGAAAAGCAGGAGGAGCGUCUGAGGAUCGGAGAAUUUUUCUACGGCGUGAUGGAAAACACCAAUAACAGCAACUUCAGCAUUGAUUACAAUAACAUUGAGAAUACUUAUCACGUCUUAAGGGACUAUAUUUACUUCAAGGGAGGAUUGACCAAUGUAGUGCAUCUGGUCAUCAUCUGCAUUGGACUUCCUUUGAACCUAGUCUCCAUAUUUUUAGUUUUCAAACUGGUGAGUAAAGUGAAAAAGGGCAACUGUGCUCCAGUUUACGUCGUCAACCUUCUCAUUUCUGAUCUCAUUCAGCUCUGCAGCAGCAUUGCACUGAUGGCACAUGAACAUAACGUCCCCUUUUUCUCCUACAUGAUAGGCCUAAUGGCCAGUGUUGGUUUCAUGGUGUGUCUGUCACUAGAAAGAUACAUGAUCAUUGCCAAGCCUAUGUGGUACACAUUCCAGCGGGACAUCAGGGGAGCUUUCACUGUGUGUGCUGUGGUCUGGAUCCUCCCUUUUGUUUUUCUCACCACUUUUUAUAUUCAGGUCGAUUCUGGAAUUAAAAAGAUAAUCUUUUCCAGUUUCCUCCUCCUCCCUUUUCCCUCAUUCAUCUUCUUCACAGUUGGCACCAUAAAAUCUCUGUCUGCAGCACAUGGUUAUAUCCUGCUGUUCCUGCCGGUCAUCAUUUAUAUUCUUUUAGAUAUAAAUGAACAACAGCAUCCUAGUUUCACCAGUCUGGCCUUCAUUUGUGUUUAUAUUAGUCCUCUUGCAGACACAGCGAUGUACGUGCUUCUUAGGGAAAGUGUCAUUGACAAAGUUUUGGCUUCAUUGUGUUGCUGUGAAAUGUCCAACAAGCAGGAAAUGACAAACCUGCAGCUCAUCCACCGUCAUCAGGAGAUGGAUUUAAGGACGUGGUCGCCAGUCCUUCAACACCUGAGGGUUACUACCUCAGAUUUUAAGAUCUGGUCACCAGAGUCUCAUGCUCAUUUCCUCAUGAACUCUGUUGUUCCUGGACAAUCCCUCAUGGCUGUCUCUGUCCCACUCCCUCUGCUGCUGCAAAACCUGUCUGCCCUCCAACACAAGGCUGCCUCAACUCCCUGGAUACUCACCUGGAGAUCAUGA
This is a messenger RNA of Xiphophorus maculatus (southern platyfish), 1191 nucleotides long. Its product is annotated as C3a anaphylatoxin chemotactic receptor-like. Gene Ontology annotation, molecular function: G protein-coupled receptor activity. The transcript is spliced from 6 exons. Gene Ontology annotation, cellular component: membrane. Lineage: Eukaryota; Metazoa; Chordata; Actinopteri; Cyprinodontiformes; Poeciliidae. Gene Ontology annotation, biological process: G protein-coupled receptor signaling pathway. The coding region runs from base 1 to 1191 and encodes 396 amino acids. The record is from RefSeq and is a predicted model, not a curated record.